Molecule: messenger RNA, 620 nt
Organism: Aedes albopictus (Asian tiger mosquito)
Lineage: Eukaryota; Metazoa; Arthropoda; Insecta; Diptera; Culicidae
Exons: 2
Coding region: 113-580 (155 amino acids)
Source: RefSeq, a predicted model, not a curated record
AAAACACAGAUCAAAACAAAAAGGCUCACAACAAAAAUUGUGUAAGAUCGUGAAAUUUCCCGAUUUUCGACUGCGGAAAAUUGCUUUUUCCUGGCAUUGAAAUAAUUUAAAAAUGUCACAAAUCUCUAUAAGUCGAACGUUACCCUGCUUGUUUCACUUGAGAAGCAUUCUAUCCCGACAUCGAACGAUUCGAUCCAUCAGCACAACUAGUGGACCGCUCCGAAAAGCACAAGCUGUUCCCAAAUCGGACGAUCACGAGGUUAAGGAUGAGCCAAUCAAAUAUUUCAACAGUGCGGCAUCCCGGUGGAAGGCAGAGCAAACCCGGAGCGGACAGGUUGAUAUGGAUAUGCCCUGGUUCCAACCGUACGUAGUCAAUCUGAGUGUGGUCGUUUUCCUGCUAUAUUUUUGCGUUUUCCGCGAAGAGAACGAUAUCGAUCGUGGGUUGGAAAGUUCUCUGUAUGAUCAUAUCCCUGGACUGGAGCAGAAACAGUUGUUGGUGAACUAUAACUAUAACAAGGAAAAUGGACUGUCCACAGUCGAAAUAGAAGAAAGGAUGAAAGAGUUGGGAAUGGAAUAUUGAAAGGGAGAAUUAUUUUCACAUAAAGUUGCUAGUGAAUAAA